Molecule: messenger RNA, 761 nt
Organism: Xenopus tropicalis (tropical clawed frog)
Lineage: Eukaryota; Metazoa; Chordata; Amphibia; Anura; Pipidae
Gene: lyrm4
Product: LYR motif containing 4
Exons: 4
Coding region: 141-410 (89 amino acids)
Biological process (GO): iron-sulfur cluster assembly
Cellular component (GO): mitochondrion
Source: RefSeq, a predicted model, not a curated record
GAUCCCCUCCUGUAGUCGUGACGUCAUGCGUUCUUGCGCUAGAAGCUGCUGAAAGUAGGCAAGAAGUGAAAGAAGGGAAGAGACUUUCACGCUGGUUCACCUAUCAACUGUAUAGGGAGUAAUCACAUAAUCUUUGAAAAAUGGCAGCCUCCAGCCGGUCACAAGUGUUGUCUCUCUACAAGAUUAUGCUAAGAGAAAGCCAGAGGUUCAAUUCUUACAAUUACAGGACAUAUGCCAUUAGAAGAAUCAGAGAUGCUUUUAGAGAAAAGAAAAAUGUUGAUGAUUUUCAUGAAAUAGAAACUUUGCUUCACCGUGCGAAAGAAAACUUGAGCGUCAUUCAGCGUCAGGUCACCAUCGGUCAGAUGUAUGCCACACAGAAGCUGGUCAUUGAAUCUUCAGAACAGCAGUGACACUGGGACGAGAGCUAUGGAAGCCAAAUAAAUGAGCCUUCUUAAGUAUAGAUGUUACAUGUCGGUGUUGUUUUAUUUAGCAUAAAACGUUAGGGUAAUGGCACUGGGUGGUUUCUAGCAUUUUGUUGCCUUACCAGGAGCUUGCCUUCUUGAGUGAUACAGACUAGCCACCAGACAGGUAUUUUUGCUUCAAAUGGGGGUGACUUCUAGUGUUUAGGUCACCACUGUUUUGGGGGCAAGAAAUUACCUAAUGUGCCCUUACUCUUAAAGGCAAACUAUUGUGACUCUUUGCAUCAAGCUAUUGAAAAUCUCUAAAUGUAAUAUAUUAAACUGUUUAUACCCUUUUUAAAA